Molecule: messenger RNA, 682 nt
Organism: Mytilinidion resinicola
Lineage: Eukaryota; Fungi; Ascomycota; Dothideomycetes; Mytilinidiales; Mytilinidiaceae
Product: NAD(P)-binding protein
Exons: 1
Biological process (GO): steroid biosynthetic process
Molecular function (GO): 3-beta-hydroxy-Delta5-steroid dehydrogenase (NAD+) activity
Source: RefSeq, a predicted model, not a curated record
AGCCCGAUCCUGGUAAUUGGAGGCACCGAUUUCCUCGGCCACCACCUCGUGCAAGACCUACUGGACAACGGAGUCAAACACGACCAAAUUCACGCGCUCGAUCUCAAGACCGACAGGAACCUCGUGUCUGGUGUCACAUACCAUCAAGCGGACAUUACAUCAAAGAGUGCCAUCGACCCCUUGCUUCAGAAAGUCCGGCCUACUGUGGUGUCCCAUACUGCGUCUCCGAAUCCUUUCGAGACAAACCGCGCGAUCCUAGACAAGGUCAACAUAGAUGGAACACGGAAUCUCAUCGAGGGCGCACAGGAAGUAGGAAUGGUCAAGGCAUUCAUCUAUACCUCCAGCUCGUCCCUUGUACACGACCAUUAUCACCCUCUGAUCAAUGCGGAUGAGACCCUGCCAGUCUUGUACUACCCGCAGCAGUCCAACUACUACUCUCAUACCAAGGCAGUCGCGGAGGAUAUCGUACUGGCUGCCAAUCGCAGGGUUGGUUCCAUGUUGACAGUUGCGCUGCGUCCUACUUCUAUGUAUGGCGAGGGAGACGAGGGCCAGAUUCCUAAUCUGGUCCGCAAUGCCAGGGCUGGGAGAGCAGGCCAUCAUAUCGGACCUGGAAACAACAAGUUUGACAACACGUAGAAGUGAUCACCAACUCGUGCACGCUCAUCAACUUAUGCACACCGCC